Molecule: messenger RNA, 840 nt
Organism: Salvelinus namaycush (lake trout)
Lineage: Eukaryota; Metazoa; Chordata; Actinopteri; Salmoniformes; Salmonidae
Product: aquaporin-11-like
Exons: 4
Coding region: 1-840 (279 amino acids)
Biological process (GO): transmembrane transport
Cellular component (GO): cytoplasm; membrane
Molecular function (GO): channel activity
Source: RefSeq, a predicted model, not a curated record
AUGUCAGGCGUUGUGGUGUCUCUGUGUCUGCUAGCGGUCUUUGUGCUGCUGUGUGAGCUGAGCAGGAGAAUCUUAACCAAGCUACUAGCUCCCAAAGGGCUGUGUCUGUCUGCUGUUUACGCCGUGGAGCUGGUCUCUACGCUGCAGUUGUGUAUCUGCAACCUAGAGCUGCGUCUAUUGGGGGAGGUGGGCCGGCUGCAGCCUCAGUUCUGUCUCAGCCUCACAUAUCUGGCAUCUGUGGUCCAUGGCCUCACCUUCCAUGGAGCCCUGGGGAACCCCUGUAGCACGCUGGAAUACACGUACCGGGGACGCCUCACUGCCAGGAGCGGUGUGCUGAGGAUGGUGUGCCAGUUCAUGGCAGCUAGCGUGGCUCGUACCAUGCUACAGGGGCUGUGGGCCCUCGGUCUCUCUGACCUGCACCUGAGACACACACUCCAGGGCUUCCAAUGCAUUAGCCCCAUCCACACAGACACACACACCAGCCUGGUGCUCCCCGGCCCUCUGGUCACCGCUGCAGCUGUGGAGCUGGCAGGGGCCUUUGCCAUGCAGACCGCCUUCACACACACACACACUAUGGACCAGAGGUACCGGGUACAUGCCAUAGCAGCACUCACCGCUACCCUGACCUAUGCAGGUGGCAAGAUGACGGGGGCUGUGUUUAACCCUGCGUUGGCCCUCUCCACCCAGUUCUCCUGCAGUGGGCACUCCUUUCUGGAUUACUGCCUGGUCUACUGGCUGGCUCCUCUACUAGGUAUGAUGUGUUCGGUCCUGUUGUUUGAUCAGAUGUUGUCUGGUAGAGCUUCUCCCUACCGCCCCCUUCUGGCUAACAAGAGGAAAUGA